Molecule: messenger RNA, 5473 nt
Organism: Poecilia latipinna (sailfin molly)
Lineage: Eukaryota; Metazoa; Chordata; Actinopteri; Cyprinodontiformes; Poeciliidae
Product: high-affinity choline transporter 1-like
Exons: 9
Coding region: 620-2392 (590 amino acids)
Biological process (GO): acetylcholine biosynthetic process; synaptic transmission, cholinergic; transmembrane transport
Cellular component (GO): dendrite; plasma membrane; synapse
Molecular function (GO): choline:sodium symporter activity
Source: RefSeq, a predicted model, not a curated record
GAAGUUUAAAGUGAACUAAAGAGCCAAAGUCCUCUUUGUAAAAGAACUACAUGUGAGUAAAAGCGUCUUCACCAGGAGGGAAAAAACGUGAACCAGCGGCGCAAUAUCGUUAAUCAGGCCUGAGACGUAACCUGGCAAAGGUUUCAACCACUGCCAACAUAAUAUUGGAAAGCUUUUCCGGUGCGGUAGUACGUCACGCCACUCUCUAUUAGUUGCUAUUUUCGUCCAGCCCUGGAAGACAUUCAUCCACCAUCUACCCACCCUGACAGCUCCCAAUAAACCCACCACUCCCAUUCAUCUCCAUCCCUCCAGCCCAGCUCCACCCUCUUUCACCCUCCCUCGCUCCUUCUCCUCUCCGCGGAUCUUACCGGGCAGCUUCGUGAGUUUAAAAAAAAAAAAAAAAAACCCUGCUUCGUUGAAUUGGGGGUUUGUGCGCCAGGGAGGAAUACACAAAAAAGUGCCGUUAUUCUUACCAGGACAUCUUUGUUUUUGUUCUUUUUUCAAAAGAGUUUGAGUCAUCUGUUUAGACCAAUCUCUCCAGCAGAAAGUUUCCUCUAUGAGGUUCCAGUCCGUUCCCAGUAGCACUUGAUCCCGGUGGGAAGCUGAAGAGGAGGGAAAAAUGACGAUCCACGUCGAGGGUCUCGUGGCCAUCGUCCUCUUCUACGUCCUGAUCCUGUUCGUGGGGAUCUGGGCCGCGUGGAAGAACAAGAACUCCGGAGUCGGUGAAGGCGGAGACCGCAGCGAGAGAAUUAUGGUCGGGGGCAGAGACAUUGGGCUGUUCGUGGGAGGAUUCACGAUGACCGCCACCUGGGUAGGAGGGGGAUAUAUAAAUGGAACCGCAGAGUAUGUCUACCUGCCAGACUAUGGCCUGGCCUGGGCUCAGGCACCCUUUGGUUAUGCUCUCAGCUUGGUAUUAGGUGGGCUUUUCUUUGCCAAACCGAUGCGAUCGCGUGGCUACGUCACGAUGCUGGACCCUUUCCAGCAGCUCUAUGGAAAACGGAUGGGGGGACUGCUUUUCAUCCCUGCCCUCAUGGGAGAAAUCUUCUGGUCUGCUGCCAUCCUGUCUGCCCUGGGUGCCACUCUGAGUGUGAUUGUGGACAUAAACAUCAACAUGUCUGUGGUGAUCUCAGCGCUCAUAGCCAUCUUUUACACGCUCGUUGGAGGACUCUACUCCGUCGCAUACACAGAUGUGGUCCAGCUGUUCUGCAUCUUUUUGGGCUUGUGGAUCAGUGUGCCUUUUGCCCUUUCCAAUCCUGCUGUGACAGACAUCGGGGUUUCGGCCAAGGAAGCAAUCUAUCAGUCACCCUGGCUGGGCAAGAUCAAGCCUGAGGACAACUGGCUCUGGGCAGACAACUUCUUUCUGCUGAUGUUGGGAGGGAUUCCCUGGCAGGUCUACUUUCAGCGGGUUCUUUCUGCCUCUUCAGCGACCUAUGCUCAAGUUCUCUCUUUCCUCGCCGCCUUCGGCUGCUUAGUCAUGGCCGUCCCGUCCGUCCUCAUUGGAGCCAUCGGGGCUUCCACGAACUGGAAUCAAACGACUUAUGGUUACGUCGCUCCAAAGGACAAGGAGGAGUCUGACAUGAUCCUUCCCAUCGUGCUCCAGCACCUCUGCCCGCCCUACAUCUCCUUCUUCGGACUGGGCGCGGUGUCGGCAGCGGUGAUGUCAUCAGCGGACUCGUCCAUACUGUCAGCCAGCUCCAUGUUUGCCAGGAACAUUUAUCAGCAAGCCUUUCGGCAGAUGGCUUCGGAUACGGAGAUCGUUUGGGUGAUGCGCAUCACCAUCUUUGUAUUUGGCGCUCUCGCCACAGCUAUGGCGCUUUUAACUGGAUCUGUAUACGGCCUCUGGUACUUAAGCUCCGACCUCGUCUACGUCAUCAUCUUCCCCCAACUUCUCAGUGUGUUGUUCGUCAAAGGUACCAACACGUACGGCUCCGUGGCAGCGUACAUCUUUGGACUCUUGCUGCGCAUUGGUGGAGGGGAACCUUACCUAAGACUGCCUCCAUUCAUCUAUUACCCCGGGUGGGUGAUAGAGAAGAAGGUCCACCUCAUCAGCGGAGACGUAGAGUACUUCGUCCAGCAGCGGUUCCCCUUCAAGUCCGUGUCCAUGGUGGCGUCUUUCCUAGCAAACGUGGUCUUCUCCUACCUGACAAAGUACUUAUUCGAAAGUGGCAUGCUGUCUCACAAGUACGACUUCAUGGACGCGGUCGUGUCCAAGCAUAGCGCAGAGAUCAUGGACAAGGCCACGCUGGUAAGCAAUCACGAUAACAUUAUUCUUUCAGAGAUGGCUCCGGUCAGGCAAGCCCUCGGUGCCACGCUUGCUGGGACCUUCACCAACGCCGAGGCCCUGAGCGACGACGGCGAGUCGAGUCCGGAAUCCUAUCACAGCAAGAACUAGACGACAAAACGCACAAAGAAAACUUGAACCGAGGAAUGUGAAAGGGAAAGAGAGAAUCAGUUGGCGUCCUUCAGGAAACUUGUUACUGCCACACUGUGAGCCAGAUCAGCAGAAACGCUCUGCGGCUUCCAAGUGACUCCACAAGUUAUGUCGGUGAAUCGGUGCCUCCUCCUUUUGUUCAUAUCUCCUCUCUAGAAACUCAUCUCUGACUCUGUAUUGUACAAAGCUCGCAAUUGUUUUAGUUUUUCUGACCAUGGCUCUGUGAAUUUACAACUGUUUUAGUUUAACUGCUGCUACUGUGGUGGAGCGAUGAAGGGAAAUUGUUUUUCAAGGUUGCUGGUUUUGAGAAAUGUGCAUUAGAACUAAGAAGCAGCAUUAAUGUCUGGUUGUCUUAGCUCAGGUUACCUAUGUUGAUGCAUAUACAGUGCCUUGCAAAAUUAGUAAUUCCCCUUAAACUUUUGUUAAAUAUCAGUGCAUCUUAUUAGGAGUUUAUAUGAUAGACUCACAUAAAGUUGGAUCUUUAGCUGUUGCAGCUACAUGUCGUUCAGGGUCAUUUUUGGCAUUAUUCUUUGCAAAAUCAUUGGUUCUGCCCAGAUUAAAUGGAGCAUCUGUAAACAUUAGUUUUUCUUAUUUGUCCUGCAGAUUUACUUCUGGACUUUGCUUGUGCCAGUUGAACACAUAAAUAUACUUUGAUCUGCAUUCAGUGCUAUUAUGCCUUACUUUUAAUAAUCCAUUUUUUUCUUGCCACUUACCUUGACAGAAUUACGAUGGAGUAUGAGAGCCACACUAAGAAAAUAAAAAAAAAUUACGACAAUAAAAUUGUACAAGAAGAAAAGCAUAAUAUUAUGAGAAUAAUGUCUUACUGCAUUUUUCUUUAAUGCUAUGAUUUUAUUCUUAAAAUACUAUGACUUUAUCCUGGUGAUAUGAGUUUAUUUUCAUAUUACUAAAACUUUAUUCUCAUGUUAUGACAACUUUUCUCAUAUUAGUACAACUUUAUUCUUGUAAUUUUAUGUCUUUAUUCUCUUAAAAUUAUUUUUGUAUUUUUUUCUUAUUAUGGCUCUAAUACUCUGCCGCACAGAUUAGAUGGAUUUAUAAUGGAAUCAAAUUACACAAAAGUGGAUUACUUACUAAUUUGAUAACUUCUAAUGAUAUUGGGUUGCACUUGAUUUUAUUUAGGGGUGUCAGAAUAGAAAUGCGUACCAGGCAUUUCAAAUUUGUAUUUAUAAAAAAUAAAUUAAAAACCACAUAUCAUUUCCCUUCUUUUCAUAAUUAUGCACUAUGUUUUGGUCUAUCAUAUUCAAUCCUAAUGAAAUACCACAUGAUUUGUGGUUGGAUCACAUAAAAUGUCAAAGGUUCAAGGGCUAUGAACAGCUCUGCAAGGUACUGUAGGUAUGCCUGUGAACAAAGCAGCUUUAAAUGACUGAUCCAGGAUGGUUUUGUUGAGUAGUAUUAAGUUUGCAUAAAAACCUUAUCAAUAGAGCAAUAAUAUUUUAAGAAUCUUAGCUUUAUUUUCAGCCUUUUGCUGCUAAACCACUGAAUAAAUAGACAUAUGAGCUCAACAAUAGAAGUUAUUGUUUUUAAUCUGGUUUUUAGACUAUUCAACCAUCACAUAAUGGUUGAAUAUGUGAUGGUUGAAUCACAUAUUCAGACAUAUUUGCACCAGCAAAGUGCUAUUAUACCCAUUCAGCUUUCAAGUGUCACAGGAACUAAAUCAUUCAAGUAACUUCGUUGAAAAAACCUCUGUGGCGUCUGACGCUAGCUUUGGGGACGUGUGUGUUUGUUACAACACGCUUAGCAUUGAGAUGCUAUUUUCGGCUUGAACCGUUUUAGUAACUAGCCAACUUCUUUUUGCUUCACAACAAUAGUUUGUUUUUGUUUUAUUUUUACAUCGUCUACUAGAUUGUUUUAGAAGGAAAAAUUAAUAGCCAGUGGGCCAAGAAAUGCGAUUUUGUCGACCAUUGAUGUUAGCGGACAACGUUUGUGCGUCAGAUUCACGGGCGUACAAGAAACACAAUACAAAGGUUCCGGCUUGGGACUUGUUAAGAAAACAAAAUGCGUUUAUUUCCAUACAUUUUUUAACACAUUCAAAUCUAUUUUAUUUAUGAAUCAAAAUUAACACAUUAAAAUUCUGGUAUCAAUAAAUUAGUGUUCUUCAAAUGUGCAUUUGUUUUAGUGACCCUGUCAGUAUAUAGAAGAAUGACAUUUAUUUUUAUGUUUUGGAGCCUUUAUUUGGAUUAUGUACGUUGAUUUUCUCCUAACAGCUAAUGAAAACACAACACUGAAUAUGAGAAUAAAAUGAUCAGAUCAUACAAAAACAUGUUUAAUAAAGAAAUGUGGUGUUAAUGAAAGAAAUGUUUAUAUUCAAAUGGAAUUACUAAGUUCAUCGGAGCACAAAUGUUCAAAUUUAUUUUAUAUAUAAAUUUGAAUAUGUGCUCUUAUGAAGCACACUGUGGAUAAUUAAUUAUUCAGCAACAUCCCACUGAUUUCUUAUAACGUUAUAAAUUUUACCACUGCCAGGUACAUGACCCUUACUGGAACUUUCCCUUUUUAAAAUAUGGUCAAUUGAUCCAGAUUAAACUUCACAGAAAAAUAUCUGAGCAUCUUUGAGACAACUCUUCUGACUACAUCAAACUCCUAAGUUUUGUCGUUUUACAUGUUUAUGACAAACAUGUCAGGAUAAGGUUCACUUGCUUACUUGUUUUUUCUUUUAAGGGUAUUCUUGAUUAUAAUAUGUAGUUAUUAAACUGAACAAAUUAUUAAUGUAAAAGGAGGCUGAAUUUGAGGAAAAUGUUUAAUAUUGAUCACUGCAGCUUUAACAUGCUCAGAUAUUUUGAAUUUCAUCACUCUGGUAUCUGCUGAUCAAAGACUUAUUGUGUGUCUUGAUAUGUUAUCAAAUCUCUUGGUGUGUGUUGUGGCAGCCGGUCCUGUUGUGUGUUUAUGUUGGUGUGUUGUAGGAUUCUGCUGCGUAAUUAACAAGGACAGGCCUACUCAUUUUCCAUUGAAACAGAGAUGAGAUAGAAAAAAAGGGGAGUAAAAAAAAACCUCAGAAAUGUAGAGAUAAAUCUCAGAAAUUUUCUUUUA